AUGUCCAACGACAAGUACUCUACUCCAUUGUCCUCCCGUUAUGCGUCGGAGGAGAUGUCCAAGAUCUUUUCCUUGAGAAACAGAUUUUCCACCUGGAGAAAGUUGUGGUUGAACUUGGCCAUUGCUGAGCAAAAGGUCGGUUUGUCAAUGAUCACUGAUGAGGCCAUUGAGCAAAUGAAGCAGCACUUGGACAUCACCGACGAGGAGAUCGCCGCUGCUUCUGUUGAGGAGGCUAAGGUCAGACACGAUGUCAUGGCUCAUGUCCACGUUUUCGGUGAGACUUGUCCAGCUGCCGCUGGUAUCAUCCACUUGGGUGCUACUUCUUGUUACGUCACUGACAACGCCGACUUGAUUUUCUUGAGAGACGCCUACGAUGUGUUGAUCCCUAAGUUGGUCAACGUCAUCGACAGAUUGUCCAAGUUCGCUUUGCAAUACAAGGACUUGCCAGUUUUGGGUUGGACUCACUUCCAACCAGCUCAAUUGACUACUGUUGGUAAGAGAGCCACUUUGUGGAUCCAAGAGUUGUUGUGGGACUUGCGUAACAUGGUUAGAGCUAGAAACGACUUGGGUUUGAGAGGUGUCAAGGGUACCACCGGUACUCAAGCUUCUUUCUUGUCCCUUUUCCACGGUGACCACGACAAGGUCGAGGAGUUGGACCAAACCGUCGUGAACUUGUUGGGCUUUGAGCACGUGUACCCAGUCACUGGUCAAACUUAUUCAAGAAAGAUCGAUAUUGAUGUGUUGAGUCCAUUGGCCUCUUUGGGUGCUACUACUCACAAGUUCGCCACUGACAUCCGUUUGUUGGCUAACUUGAAGGAGAUUGAGGAGCCAUUUGAGAAGUCUCAAAUUGGUUCUAGUGCUAUGGCUUACAAGAGAAACCCAAUGAGAUCCGAGAGAGUCUGCUCUUUGUCCAGACACUUGGGAGGUUUGUUGAACGAUGCCAUUCAAACCGCAUCUGUCCAAUGGUUCGAGAGAACUUUGGAUGACUCCGCUAUCAGAAGAAUCUCUCUUCCUUCUGCUUUCUUGACCGCCGACAUUUUGUUGUCCACUAUGAUCAACAUUACCUCUGGCUUGGUUGUCUACCCUAAGGUUAUCGAGAGAAGAAUCAACGCUGAGUUGCCAUUCAUGGCCACCGAGAACAUUAUCAUGGCCAUGGUUGAGAAAGGUGGUUCUAGACAAGACUGUCACGAAGAGAUUAGAGUCUUGUCUCACCAAGCCUCUGACGUUGUCAAGCAGGAAGGUGGUGACAACGACUUGAUCGAGAGAGUUAAGAAGACUGAGUACUUCAAGCCUAUCUGGGCUGAAUUGGAUUCCCUCUUGGACCCAAGCACCUUUGUUGGUAGAGCUCCUCAACAAACCGAGAAGUUCGUCAACAAGGAUGUUGCUGAGGCUUUGGCUCCAUUCAAGAGCAUGAUCACCUCUGAGAACGUCUCUUUGAGCGUUUAA
Messenger RNA from Australozyma saopauloensis, 1446 nucleotides. RefSeq names its product adenylosuccinase (gene ADE13). Gene Ontology annotation, cellular component: cytosol. Lineage: Eukaryota; Fungi; Ascomycota; Pichiomycetes; Serinales; Metschnikowiaceae. The record is from RefSeq and is a predicted model, not a curated record. Gene Ontology annotation, molecular function: (S)-2-(5-amino-1-(5-phospho-D-ribosyl)imidazole-4-carboxamido) succinate lyase (fumarate-forming) activity; N6-(1,2-dicarboxyethyl)AMP AMP-lyase (fumarate-forming) activity. The transcript has a single exon. The coding region runs from base 1 to 1446 and encodes 481 amino acids. Gene Ontology annotation, biological process: 'de novo' AMP biosynthetic process.